Molecule: messenger RNA, 738 nt
Organism: Rhipicephalus sanguineus (brown dog tick)
Lineage: Eukaryota; Metazoa; Arthropoda; Arachnida; Ixodida; Ixodidae
Product: glutamate-gated chloride channel alpha-like
Exons: 5
Coding region: 1-738 (245 amino acids)
Biological process (GO): regulation of membrane potential; chloride transmembrane transport; signal transduction
Cellular component (GO): membrane; synapse; neuron projection
Molecular function (GO): chloride channel activity; extracellular ligand-gated monoatomic ion channel activity; transmembrane signaling receptor activity
Source: RefSeq, a predicted model, not a curated record
AUGUGGUCCAUCGACUACCGGCUCGAGUCUGAAGCGCGCCUGGCCACAAUCCUGCCUUCCUCAACAACCGUCGUAAGCAGCCGGGUCCGUAUGAUGCACAGGCAGGUGAACAGCACCAAUCCAGUCAUUCCGAAGACAACAUACGCCCUCCUGAUCGCCUGUCCUAUGGUGUUCAACAAUUUCCCCGCUGACCGGCAAAUCUGUGACAUCAACAUUCAGCACGACACCGUAGAAAGAAACACGGAGACAUCUCGUUACCUGGUCUGGGAAAAAGAAGACGCGAUUCAUGUGUUGCCUUCCUUCAAACACUCUGAAUUUGACAUCGAGGUAAACAAGACGACAUUUCGACAGCACUGGAGCCCCAUGGUUCCCAAGGUUGAGGGGGGUCUAGGACUCCGCCUGCAGCUUACGCGACGCCUCCGAGCGCAGCUACUGCAAACGUACGCUCCCAGCGGCCUUCUGGUGGCGCUCUCCUGGUUGGGUCUAUGGCUACGUGGUCUGGGCGAACGUCUAAGUCUCUGCUGCAUGCUGCUGCUCGCUCUCUGCGCCCAGAUCAGUCAGCUUCGACGGACGUUGCCCCCGUGCACUGGACCCACGGGCGUCGAUGUCUGGAUGUUCUCGUGUCUGGCGUUUGUCUUCGCAGUGCUGGUUGUCUUUGCGGUGAGUCAUAACAUCGAACUGAAGAGAAGCAAGGAAAAUGAGAGACAGGCGCGUGAUCAACGUGGCAAGCGCAAAUAA